CUGAUGCUACUGCCGUGCACUCAUCGGCAUUUCUCUGUGAUUCGCAGAACGGAGAAGCCGCAAACUCAUCUUGACACCAUUGCCUACAUGAGUUAAACCUCCAUUUCCAGUGCCAGCUUUUUAACAGCUGCUUCACGGAGAAAACACAGGAGCUUCUGUCGGAUCGACAAGAUGACUGAUGUUCUUUUUCAAGGAGUGCUCACUGUACCUGAAAAACCAUCGGCUGUAAGAAGAGUGGGGAAGAUUUGACCAGACCUCCUGUGGAUGAGAAGGCGUGGACUAAUUCGGGAUUUUCCAAUCUUAUUAUAUGGAAUUGGUGAUUAAGGGCUUACUAAAGUACUGUGGGCAGAGUAGCAUGUUUUUGAUUACACAUUGAGGGUGUGUGUGUGUAUCACUACGGCAUGCGGGAUGGGCCAAACGCGCUCUGAUCUCUCGCACAGCACCGCCACCACAGGCGGGGCGAAGUGGAAAUCAAGCGACACGCCUCAUCGACUCAGUAGCUCCAGAUUCAGGAGCAAAAGGAAGCCGCGGAGCGAGCAGCUGAGCAGGAAUCCAAUGAGAAACAAAGUGCUGUCCUGUCUGGGAAGGAGGAAGCGACACCCCAGUCAGACCGAGGAGGAUUCGGGCCCCGGAACGGAGGCCGCCGAUCCAGCGGCGCGCCGCGGACACAAAGCAGGGAAGUUGCCCCGAGACGAGGCUGCAUCGGCGAGUGGGGAGUAUCGAGCAGCCACGGGUUGUUUCGAGGCAUCGUCCGGCCUCGGUGGCCAUGUCGGAGCGGUCCAGCUCGCCGUGAGCCGAGAGGCUACUUCAGCUGAUGCGCCAGGCUUGGAAACGCGGAGCGGUGAAACGAGCCCCGGCGUGCGAGAAGACCAUGCCUCGGAUCCCCCAGCCGGGGACAUGGAGCAUCAGCCAGUGGGGGGAAGCUACAAGAACCGCUUUGUGUCUGGAUUCGGGGCUGAUCUGAGUUUGAACCCCCUCCUCACCUCUGACCCGGACGCUGAACGGACUUCGACCUGCUCGCCCCCGGAUCAGCAUUUGCGCGGUGGGCUCUCGAUACUGGACGAUGGCAUGAAAGGAGACAUGACUCAAACCGAAUCCUGCGCCGGGGAUCAGAACAAUGGCUGCCUGGACGGACCCGAGAGCGUAAAACACCCGGAGCAGACGAGCCAGAGCCUCCCGAGGCAAAGUUUUCCUGGAACGAUACCGAAACUGAUCAUAACCAGAGACACCAGCCCCAUCCGCUGCCAGGGCACCACGGCCCUGCCGACCGACCAGCCCUCCUGUUUUGAUCUCCAGGCGGAAGACGAGUCCCCCUGCUCGGACAGCGGCUGCGGCGGCUCUCCUGCCCUGAUGCGGAACCCCAGGAAGCUGUCCACCUCCUCCUCCAUAGGCCUGUCCUCAGCCUCCUCCUUUGAGGAGUCCGAGGACGACUUCACCGGCAGCGACAUCGAGUCCAGCCUGUCCCCGACCCGGUCUCCGUGCAGCGCAGGGGACGGCUCAGGGAGUAAAUCCUGGAGCAAGUUGAAGAGCAUGGUUCACUUUUCCCCUUUAGCCUUUACGCUAAAGCCCCGUCACUCGUGGGUGCAGCUAGCUGGCCACACAGGCAGCUUCACGGCCGGAGACGGCGGCCGUCUGCUGAAGCGCUACUGCGAGUGUGAGCAGCGGUGUCUGGAGAAGCUCAUGAAGGACGUUCUGCGUCCCUACGUCCCCGGGUAUUAUGGUGUGCUACACAAGGACGAGCAGGACUUCAACAUCAUGGACGACCUGCUGACUGACUUCGACAUGCCUUCCAUCAUGGACUGUAAGAUGGGCAGCAGGACCUGCUUGGAGGAGGAGCUGAUAAAAGCGAAGGAGUGCCAACGUCUGCGAAGAGACAUGUACGAGAAGAUGAUCUCCGUGGACCCGGCGGCCCCCACCGAGGAGGAGCGCGCUCAGCAGGGCGUCCUGAAGCCUCGCUACAUGAGGUGGAGGGAGACGCUGAGCUCCACCGCCACGCUCGGCUUCCGCAUCGAGGGCAUUAAGAAAGGUGACGGAUCGUGCAACACCGGCUUCAAGAAGACGAAGCACAGAGAGCAGGUGGUGAAGGCCUUCGAGGACUUUGUUGACGGCGACGUUCAGAUCCUGAAAAGUUACCUGAAGCGUCUGGAAGAGCUGCGCUCCGUUCUUGAGAAGUCGGACUUCUUCAGGACCCAUGAGGUCGUGGGCAGCUCUCUUCUGUUCGUGCACGACGCAUCCGGAAAGGCCAGCGUCUGGAUGAUCGACUUCGGCAAGACGGUUCCCCUGCCGCCCCCCAUGACGUUGGACCACAGGACGCCCUGGGUGGAGGGCAACAGGGAGGACGGCUACCUGUGGGGGAUGGACAACCUCAUCAACAUCUUCGGCAGCAUGCUGCCUCGGACGCCUUGCGAUGGAGAUCAAAACUCGGAGGAGGCGUGACGCGACUGGGCGCCGUUGAAAUCUUUGUACGCCAUCAUCAAAGUGUCUUAAUCCACUCGGGUUAAGAGGAAACGUCAGGAGGACAAAGUGAUACAUGCCUAAAAGACUGUUGAUAUGCAUUAUUAAGAGCUUCUGAGCAGAAGGUUGUGAAACGUACAAGACUAAAUAUCUAAAUAUUCUCACGUUGACUUAUUAUCUGAGAAUUCAAUGCUACAAACUAAUUAAAACUUUCACCCAACCCACUCCCCAAGACACACUAGUGCCCUCCUCAGCAGCCCCCUCUGCUGGAUGUUGUUGCACACAGCAAAUUGUCUUGCAUCCAUGAACUUGACUCUGCAGAAUCUGUGUUGGCAAGAUCUUUGUUUUUUUUUUAUUGAUGGACCACUUUUUAUGUUUAAGCACACAGCAACACUAAAACACUGGUGAGACCAAGUGUUAACUAACUCAGUAUGUAAAUAGCUUAAUUUAAUCUUUUUGUUUUUGGGCCUUGGGAUAACCUUCUUAAUAUUUGUAAAGUUCCUAUGCCUAACAACUUUUUUUAUAAUUGAUCAUUCCAGUGCAAAGGACUCCCUCCACAGAGUUCACCCAAGUAUAAACUGACUUGUAUCUAAUCUUAAAAGUUUUGCCUUUUUUAGAAACGGUUUUAUCCAGUAGUAUUUGUAUGACACAAUGCAGUGACUUACUUUUUUUUUUUCUUUUAUUCUUAAUGUACGGUAAGCAGCUUGGCCAAGCUGCUCCUCUUUGGAAAUUGUUGCACUGUGGAUCCUCAAAAAGCCAUUGAAACAAAACAAGCAGUGCCUCUGUGUGAGUGUGUGUGUGUGUGUGUGUGCGUGCGUGUGUGCUUGGUUUACAGCUGAACAUGAAUUAGAUUUCCUCUAAUCAGCUUUGCUUUGGGGAUUUUACAACAAACUGGUGGUAUAAAGGGUGAAAUUUAACUAGAGGUAAGAUGAAUGUGUUAGAGCUUUUAAGAGGCUUCGUUAGAACAACAGACUGGAAAAUCUUUGUCUAAGUUUAAAUAAUUAUUGAGAUGACAUGACCUUUGACGAGGAUGUUUUGGUACACUAAACUGGAUGGUGUAGCGUCUGAUGCUAGUAUUCAGCAUGUUUACGUAGAAACAAUGCUGUAAUAUACCAUAGCAGUGCUAAUAAUAAUAAUAAUGUUUUGGAAAUCGAUCGGUGUCCGGCCGCUCUUCUAGAGGGUCUGCAUGCAAUUCUUUAACUUGGUACAAAAAUUUACUUUGGCACUGCAUAAAUCUGACGUAAUGAAAAUAAAAUAAACACUUUCAUCUCUAAAUAGUAAUCACACCAGGUGGAAAUGUAGUAUUAAUGUUUACAAAGUAUUACUAGCCCACAAAUUCUCUGUGAGGUGGGGAAAUAAUCAGGUUCUCAAACUGGGUGCUACUUUCCAAGAAAGAAAACUGGAUAUAAACCAUGUUUUUUUUGUUUUUGUUUUUUAUGUUUGUUUUCUUAAAGGUCUUAAACAAAGACUAAUGAAAUUGUUAAUCCCUGCUUUGUCCACAUUACGGAUUGCAAUAAACUGAAAAUAAGA
Molecule: messenger RNA, 3984 nt
Organism: Xiphophorus couchianus (Monterrey platyfish)
Lineage: Eukaryota; Metazoa; Chordata; Actinopteri; Cyprinodontiformes; Poeciliidae
Gene: itpkcb
Product: inositol-trisphosphate 3-kinase Cb
Exons: 9
Coding region: 409-2436 (675 amino acids)
Biological process (GO): phosphatidylinositol phosphate biosynthetic process; inositol phosphate biosynthetic process
Cellular component (GO): cytoplasm; nucleus
Molecular function (GO): inositol hexakisphosphate kinase activity
Source: RefSeq, a predicted model, not a curated record